Messenger RNA from Aspergillus glaucus CBS 516.65, 901 nucleotides. RefSeq lists its product as uncharacterized. NCBI's taxonomy places the organism in Eukaryota, Fungi, Ascomycota, Eurotiomycetes, Eurotiales, Aspergillaceae. The coding region runs from base 34 to 663 and encodes 209 amino acids. The record is from RefSeq and is a predicted model, not a curated record. The transcript has a single exon.
GAACCCAACAACACUCAAUUUGACCCAACCACGAUGUUUGGGAUCGCAGAAGUUUCGCAAGGCAGCUCAGGGGACAGUUUCGACCUUUGCGACUGGUUUCCGCGGUAUCAGAAUUGCCAGCGGUAUUUCCUGGAUCAUGCCCAACACAGUGGCCCCGUCCAGGGUCUCUCUGCGUUCCUGAACAUUCGACUCCCUUUCCAACGCCAACCCAAUCCCAUCUUCAAUUCCGCCUCGUCGAUUCCUACUCCUCCUGGACAGGCAACACCUUCCUCGUCGUCUUCGCCUCUACCACCGUCCGUCUCCCUCAUUCCCUACAUCAGACGUCUUGUGGCUACGGGUAUGGAUUUCCCGGGAGUCCUUCAGGGGUUCUUUGGCGACGACUGGGGGUCAGGAAUUGGAUCGCUACACGAGCAGGAGCGUCGCAAUUAUCUAUUCGCAGCCAAGAGUGGUGGGUGGGCUGCGGUAAAGAAAGAUUACGACAUGCCACCGCAAGAGACCAUUCCUUUCCUUCGACCGCUCCAGGGGCCGUUGGAUCCUGAGAUUGAGGCAGCCGAAAGAAGCUGGAGUGAAUGGUUGGCUAUGGAGGAUUGGAUGAUUGGGCCGCGAGCGCCCGAUCUGGACUCGUCUUCUCAGGCAUCGCAUCGACGGAGUUUUCGGGGGUAGAUUUCCUUUUUUUUUUUCUCUCAGGGGAAGUCAAGAUUUCUAUUAAUGUGUUCUUGUUUUCUUUUUUUCUUUUUUCUUUUGGGUUAUACACAAUAUAUUCAGCAUGUCGUUUUACGGUGUUCAGAGCUGUUGAUAGCGAGUUUCUUCUAUUCUUUUGAUUGUCUGAUUCAUUACGGCCCUCGACGGGCUAUGCAUUGCUGCUAAGGCAGAAACUAUGAUUAUUUCCAAUGUCACACAC